Molecule: messenger RNA, 1362 nt
Organism: Paramecium pentaurelia
Lineage: Eukaryota; Ciliophora; Oligohymenophorea; Peniculida; Parameciidae
Source: the annotation of a GenBank genome assembly
AUGUCCUCAUUUAAUAAGAAUUACUUGAAUCUUGCAUCCAACAACAAAGACACUUAAGAAAAAUAUCAACAGUAUAUUCCAGAUGAUGAAAUCCCAAAAUAAUACAAAUAAAAGUAUGAAUUGAAUAAUCCAAUCGAUAUUAAAUAUGGAUAUUAAGACAAUAAUUCAUUACUUUUCUAAAUUCAUAAAAACUUUCCAUAAUAGCCUGAUUUCAAAAUUGGGGUCGAUUUAAUUUAUGUAAUUGACAUAAGUUAAACAUUAAAUGAUCAAACUUUAGAAAUAAUGAAAUCAGCCCUUAAAUGUUUAGCCAAUUAUUUAAGUGAUAGAGAUAGAUUAUGCAUUAUUACUUAUAGUAAUAAAGCUGAUAAACUAUUUCCAUUAAUUCCACUUAAUGAAGAGAAUAGAUAGAAAAUAAUUGAGAAAAUUGAAUAGAUCUCUAUUAAAAAAGGAAAUUCAAACAUAUUUAAUGCUCUUUAGAUUACUAGUUUAUGUUUGAAAUUAAGAUAAUUUUAAAAUUAAAUUACUAAUGUCAAUAUAAUCAGUUAAGACUAUGAUUUAAGAAAAAAUAGCUUAGAUUUCAAAUAAAUCUUUUAAAAUGAAAAAGCUUUUAAAUUUAAAGCUUUUUUGUUGUUUUCAAAAAAUUAUAUGUAAUUUCCAUAAUAAAAAAAAAGAGAGAGUUUAAAAUUUGGACGAUAUCAUAUUAUAAAAAAGGUUGAUUAAUUAUCUUAAUUAUCCUAAAUAUUUUGCUUUGAAGCUUCUAAACUCUAAUAGACUGUAAUUAUGGAUCUGCUAAUAAGUGUGAAAACUCAUAAAAAUAAUCCAAUUUAAAUAUCAGAAUGUGAAGGUGGUAAAUUUGUUUAUGUUAAUCCAUAUGAAAUUCAAAUUACUAAGAAAUUAAUUUCAAUUGGAUAUAAUAAAACUCAUUUGGUCUGUAUUGGAAAUGGUCCAAAGUUUGAAGCUGGUCAAAUUUGUAAUAUCGAAGUAUCUUUCUAAUAAUUAUGUUCAAAUCAACAAUAAAAGUACUUCAUUCCAAUCUAUGAAUAAACUCAGCAAAAAAAUAUUAUAGAUGAAUCUGUUUUGGUUCAAAAAUACAAGCUAAAAUCUAGAAGUUAGAUGAAUGAAGCCAUAUUAUACUAUGAUCCCUAUAGAAUCUAAGAUUGUAUUGAAAUUCUAUCAGUAUUCCAAUCUGAAGUAGGCAAAUUACCAGAUAGUAUAAAAUAGUAGUUAAAUGUCGAAACUUAAUAAUUUGAUCUUGCACUAUCAAAAUAUUUCUAAAAUCCAUCUUAAUAAAUAGAAAAUCCAUUUACUUAAAUCGAUGAUCUAAGAAAGAGACAAAAAUUGUAAGCUUUUAAAAUUCUUUGA